Messenger RNA from Podospora pseudocomata, 2088 nucleotides. It is a transcript of the gene ALG10, whose product is annotated as glucosyltransferase. NCBI's taxonomy places the organism in Eukaryota, Fungi, Ascomycota, Sordariomycetes, Sordariales, Podosporaceae. Gene Ontology annotation, cellular component: endoplasmic reticulum. Gene Ontology annotation, biological process: dolichol-linked oligosaccharide biosynthetic process; protein N-linked glycosylation. The coding region runs from base 66 to 1934 and encodes 622 amino acids. The record is from RefSeq and is a predicted model, not a curated record. Gene Ontology annotation, molecular function: dolichyl pyrophosphate Glc2Man9GlcNAc2 alpha-1,2-glucosyltransferase activity. The transcript is spliced from 5 exons.
UCUAAUUUCUCAACACAUCAACCCUUGAACAAGCACAUGCUCGCAGCAAACACCUUGUCGAUGUCAUGGUUGGCUCUUUACAAGAUCUACUUCCGGCCCUUGUCAAUGAUGCGCAGAGAAAUCUGAAGGAUGCCUUCGAUAUUUGGGCUCAGAGCUUACGCGCCCAAGCUCUGGUGACAGUCAUUCUUACAUCAACAUUUCUAGCAUGGAUCAUCUGCCCACCAGUAAGGACUUCAGCAUCGCCUUCACAAAUAAAAUCGCGAUGGGUCUCAUAUGCUCUCGUCAGCACUUCAUUAUUUCUGCUCAGCCUAUCUGGCGGAGCUUGGACGCUCCUGGUCAAUCGCUAUGUUCCAGAACCGUAUCUUGACGAGUUCUUCCAUAUACCCCAAGCACAAGUAUACUGCGAAGGGAGAUACCGGCAGUGGGAUGACAAGAUCACUACGCCUCCCGGCCUGUACGGGGUGACUAUCAGCUACCUCUUUUCCGUGAUAUACAACAAGAUAACAAUGCUCACAUGUGAAACCUCGAUCUUGCGUUUCCACAAUCUCUCGGUUGUUCUAGUAAUUGUUGCUGCUGCAGCGCAAUGCCGCAAUCUGAUCGAAAGGAGGCAGGCUGAGCGGGUCGGCAAGGUUGCUUCAACAAACCUGUCCCUAUACUCGUUUCACACGGCCAUCAACACCGCCUUGAUGCCAGUUGUCUUUUUCUUCUCGGGUCUCUACUACACUGAUCCCCUGUCGACCUUGGCGGUGCUUCUCUCUUACCGACACCAUCUGCAACGAGUCGGGCCGGAGCGACCAGGUCUUUUGAGUGAUGUGUGGACUGUCAUCCUGGGUGUGGCUGCCCUCUUCAUGCGUCAGACCAAUGUCUUCUGGGUUGUCGUCUAUAUGGGCGGCUUGGAGGCUGUUUACACUCUGCGGUCUGUCAAGUCAGGUGCUCAAGAGUUUCUCACUACACUUCAUGACCCGCCACUGAGCAACUCAGGGCCUGAUGACUGGUUCUUUUGUCUCCUCACCAUUGCUGUGACUGCUCUCUGCAACCCGGUCAAGGUCCUGCGCCAGAUAUGGCCUCACCUCACUAUUCUCGGUCUAUUCGCUGGCUUUGUAGCCUGGAACGAAGGCGUUGUCCUUGGGGAUAAAUCUAACCACAUCGCAACCAUUCACCUCGCUCAGAUGCUCUACAUCUGGCCUUUCUUCGCCUUCUUUUCCCUGCCCCUAUUCGUCCCUUCCAUUCUUGGGUUCAUCACAGGCCCUCUGCAAACUAUCCACUCACUCAUUCUCCGCCCCAACGCCCUGUUCACCAUCCCCUGGGCCCUCCUCACCGCCCUCCUAUCGGCAGCAGUAGUCAGGUACAACACCAUCAUCCACCCCUUCACCCUCGCAGACAACAGGCACUACAUGUUCUACAUCUUCCGGUACACCAUCCUCCGCUCCCCGCUCAUCCGCCUCCUGCUGGUGAUCCCCUACACCGUAGCAAGAUGGCUCGUAUGGGGAAGCCUGUCCACCACCACCCCAUCAACAACCCAGCCCUCGGGGCCAAAACCACGGACUGCUCCCGCCCAGCCAAAGGCAGCUCCUGAGAGCGAUGGGCAAUUGACCCUGCUCGACUCCCCCUCUUCAGUCUCAGACACCACCCCCACCACAUCAACGGCCAUCCUCUGGCUUCUGACCACCGCCCUCUCUCUGGUUACCGCCCCGCUAGUUGAACCCAGGUAUUUUAUUCUGCCCUGGGUAUUCUACCGGCUGCUGGUCCCUUCCUGGUCUUUUGCCUCCGUUGGCAUCGGCAAAAGGAUCGAUCUGCGGCUCGUUCUCGAGACGACCUGGUUUGUGGGUGUCAAUGCGGUGACCAUGUACCUGUUUCUGUUUAGGCCCUAUGUAUGGAAGGAUAGUGAGGGGAAUGUACUCGAUUCGGGGAGAUUGCAGAGGUUUAUGUGGUAGAGGGGGUUGCGGCUAUGGGUGUGGGUAGAUUUGGGGACUGGCGUCAGCAGGUAGUAAACAACACAGGUUAAGCCUCUCUUUGAUUGGGGGUAGUGAUGCUGAGUGUGAAGAACACAACAACUUCAUUGUAUUUUUCUCCAAAAUACUCCCAUAU